CAACCGAUGUGAGACUUCUUAACACAUGUAUUGUCUGGUAUCAUCCAAAAAGAAACACUAUAACAUUCAAACAAACAAUUUUGCAUUUACAUUAGAAAAAAAGGGAUGAACAUGAAGCUACUCAAGAAACUCCAUCUUCUUCAAUUCUUACUCCUAUUCAAUCUCAUAUUAGGUUCUUCUAUACACCAUCAUAAUCAUACAAAAUACUAUGGGAAUAUCACAACUCAACCACCUUUCUUGACUUCAAAUUCUUCUAUACCUUCUUUAGUAAGGAUAUCUGUUAACAUUCCAAAUCAUGUACCAGAGAUUUGCAAAGGGUGUGAAAAGCCUAAUGGUAGCUGUGGUGCUGGGUUGAAUUGUUUGUGUCAUCCAAAAGAGUGCAAAGACAAGGUUAUUUCGAAGGUUAGAUCCAUAAAAUCUACUGGAAAUGUGUUUUUCUCUUUGCUUUCUUUAAUCGGUACAAUAGCCUUUCUCAUGGAUGCUUAAGUCUAACAAGCUUAUCCACGGAUCGAAUUAUUAGUAUAAAUUUUAAAUCACGGUUGCAGUUGUGCCAUCGUUCUUGAUGUUGCGGAGAAUCAAAGUGAAAAAUGGCUGAUGCAGCUUCAAUGAAGAUCAGAUUAUGGUAGCAGAGGCACAAAAAAAUCUUAAUUUUACGGCCUAAAUCAAAUAUGUAGACCUUAAUUUCUUGCUCAUCAUGAAUAUGUUAUCUAAUAUCUAUUGUUGUUGAAUCUCAAGUUUUUGAUAUAACUGGUAUAAAACAGCAAUUACUUCUGGUUAGUCAUGUCUGUAAAUCGCGGUUUACCUUACCUAACUUUAUAGGUAAGGUAAUUGUAUUCGAAAGCAGCUGCAGUUCGUUUGUAUUAUCAGUAAAAGAUUAGGUUUAUAGUA
Molecule: messenger RNA, 888 nt
Organism: Trifolium pratense (red clover)
Lineage: Eukaryota; Viridiplantae; Streptophyta; Magnoliopsida; Fabales; Fabaceae
Exons: 2
Coding region: 106-486 (126 amino acids)
Source: RefSeq, a predicted model, not a curated record